This is a messenger RNA of Hydra vulgaris (swiftwater hydra), 1593 nucleotides long. RefSeq lists its product as uncharacterized. The record is from RefSeq and is a predicted model, not a curated record. NCBI's taxonomy places the organism in Eukaryota, Metazoa, Cnidaria, Hydrozoa, Anthoathecata, Hydridae.
CAGCGAUUUCCAGCAUUAAGUUUGGAACAAACAGCUAUGUCCGUAGUUUUGAAUGUUGUAAAAAUCACGUGGUUACUAGAAUCCGUAAUAAUUGGUUGAAUUAUGCGGGAAAAGAAAAGAAAACAUAAUAAGCAUAAAGGCGAGCAACGAUUGUCCUGUUGUAACAGAAAAAUCAAGAAAAAGGAAGAUUAAUGUUAAUUUAAAAAAUAGAAAAAAAAUGCACAUUUUAUCAAGUCACAUUAGUGGAACAGACUGCAAAUGCAAAAGACUGGCAUGUUUUGAGGUUGUUACUGUUGAAGAAAGAAACAAAUUAAUUAAAAACUUUAACGAAUAUUUAUCUAAAGAUAGUCAGGACGCAUACUUAGCCACAUUAAUAAAAAUUCACAAUAUCAAAAGACGAAGAUCACGACAGGAAAAAGAUAAAGAAUAUUUACAUAAUUUUUCAUAUUCUUAUAGCGUUAGGGUGCAAAGAGCACAAGCAGCUGUUGAAGUACCGGUUUGCAUUAAAGCUAUGAUGUCUUUGUUUGGAAUAACAAAAUCUAGAAUUGAAUCAAUACGGAAAUCAAUUGCUACAACUGGUCACCCUCCAAUUGACGGUAGAGGAAAGCAUAAAAAUCGACCGCACAAGUUAUCAGAAAGUGACAGAGAAGCUAUCCGAAAACAUUUAUCUUCUUUUAGAGGAAGGUCGUCUCAUUAUGCUCUUGGAAAAACUAAAAAAAUUUAUUUAUCUGAAAAUCUGAAUGUCUCCAAAAUGUUUGAACUUUUAAAACUUGCUUACCCAACAGUUAAAGUAGGAUAUGAAACAUAUAGAGUAAUAUUUAACAAUAAUUUUAACAUUGGGUUUGGUUUUCCACAAAAAGACACUUGCUUGGCUUGUGAUGAGUUCUUUGUAAAUAUAAAACACAAUGACCAAGAGCUUUUAAAUGCCGUCGAUGAAGACAUUAUCAAACUUAAAAAAAUAAAGAAAGAUCUUGAAACAGAGCAUGAGCUUCACACAAGAAAGGCAGCUUUAUUUUAUAGCAGAAAAUCAGAUGCAAAAAAUAGAGCAAAAAUCUCAGACACAUUUGAAGCUAUUGCUUUUGAUUUUCAGAAGAAUUUGUCAUUGCCUAAUAAAUCCACUAAUGAUGUGUAUUACUGAAGGCAGCUUAAAUUUUUUUCAUUUAAUAUUCACAUCCUAUCAAGUGAUGAAACAGUAGGAAAAAAAGGAGCUGAUGAUGUUUGCUCUAUGCUUUAUCAUUUUAUUAUUAAUCAUCUUUCUGACAACGUUUCUGAAUUACAUUUCUUUUGUGAUGGAUGUGCAGGACAGAAUAAAAACUACACUGUGUUUCGUUUCUUGCAUUGGAUGGUCCACUAUCAAAAAAGAUUUAGGUGUAUUAAAGUUUCAUUUCCCAUAAGAGGUCAUUCUUAUAUGGAAUGUGAUCGUGACAUGGUAAAUGUUAAUAUAAAGGCUGAUGUUGAAAUCCCAGAGGAUUGGCGUCAGGUUUUCAAGAAUUGUCGAAAAAAACCUUCACCUUUUAAUGUUGUGAACUUUUUAAAUACAUUUUUUAUUAUACAUUUUUUGAGAUUUUCGGACUUCUUAAAACAAUAUUAUAA